This is a messenger RNA of Gastrolobium bilobum, 592 nucleotides long. Its product is annotated as large ribosomal subunit protein eL36x-like. Gene Ontology annotation, cellular component: cytosolic large ribosomal subunit; ribosome. Bases 80 to 415 code for a protein of 111 amino acids. The record is from RefSeq and is a predicted model, not a curated record. Gene Ontology annotation, biological process: cytoplasmic translation. The transcript has 4 exons. Gene Ontology annotation, molecular function: structural constituent of ribosome. NCBI's taxonomy places the organism in Eukaryota, Viridiplantae, Streptophyta, Magnoliopsida, Fabales, Fabaceae.
CCGUAAUAAAAAGCAAAUCAAAUCGAUAACUUCAAAACCCUAAUUCCGAUUAUCCCACAAGCACUACUGCAACAGGGAAAUGGCUCCUAAGCAGCCAAGUACGGGUCUCUUUGUUGGAUUGAAUAAAGGUCACGUUGUCACGAAGAAGGAAUUGCCUUCACGCCCCUCUGAUAGGAAAGGGAAAACUAGCAAGCGGGUGCACUUUGUAAGGAACCUCAUCCGUGAGGUUGCUGGUUUUGCACCUUAUGAAAAGCGUAUAACUGAGUUACUGAAGGUUGGAAAAGAUAAGAGAGCACUGAAGGUUGCCAAGAGAAAGCUUGGAACCCAUAAACGUGCAAAGAAGAAGCGUGAGGAGAUGUCCAAUGUUCUCAGAAAGAUGAGGUUGUCCGGUGGAGCCGGUGAUAAGAAGAAGUAAGUCUUUUCUUCAUUCCUGAUGGAUCUAUUUUUUGAUAGACAAGCCGUCUUAAUUUACAUGGUUCAAUUAGUCGAGUGUAAUUUUCUGUUUGAAAUAUUUAAUUUGACUGUUAUGGAAAGUACUUAUUGCUUGUUUUCUGUAAUUUACUAUUUAUUUGAGGGAAAAACUUUUUUAAUA